AUAUAUAUAUAUAUAUAUAUAUUACAUAUAUGUAUAUGUAUUAUGUCCAGGCAUUCCUGCCGGUAGAGUGUUCAAGGGAAAGAUCAUGUAUUUUUGUUUAAAAAAUUCCCCGAUGAGAUAUAACAGAGGUUGUCGCUUAUAUAUAUAUAUACAAAUGCCCAACAGCAAAACAUUCAUUUUAUUUGAUCAUCGUAAUAAUUAAAUUAAUCCUUGCAAUAACUAAAGACAAAAUCAGCAACGUAAACUUCUCCAUCUCUGCAGAACGUUAUUGAAAACAUAUUACUAAAUUACGGGAUUACUUAUUUUAAUCUAAUAAUACGAGCGAUUUUAUUAUGAAGUAGGAUAACUUAUGUAUGUUGUAUGUAAAUGAGUUGGCUGUACAAUUGAAAGUCUCACAAAAUAUAUAACACUGCAAGAAAACUGGAAGACUCCUCGAUUUUCUGUCGUAGGAAAUGAACAUGUAUCGUCUCCUUCCUGCGUGCUCGAGUAUAUCUAACGGCCCUUUUUAACCACGAUUUAUGGCACUCCGGUAUCUACAUACGAGAAAACUGGUUGCUGUAUUUUGAUACCGUGCGAGUACUUAAAAGUCCCCAACGACACGCACCGUUUUUCGUACACGUCUUACAUUUGUUGCGAGUGCACGAUGAGAUUCUUCAUAUUUUUCGCUUUCGCCGUUCUCAUCGGCGUUCAUUGUUCCGGAGAUUUGAACAGCGUAUCUCAGGAGGCUGGAGAGAAUGUAGAUUAUCAGAGCUAUCAAGAUCUUGAUGCGUUUCUUUCCGAGGAAUGCGAGGAACACGAGGAGUACAGCGAAUGUUUCGGGGACCCGACCUGUCGGAAGACAUGCGAGAAUAUAGACCGCUGGGAGACGAUGGCUUGCGUCAGAACAAAGAUCUGUAUUCGGGGCUGCGUCUGCGAGGAUGGUUACGUGCGGAACGAUCGCGACGUGUGCGUCAGAGAAGCCAACUGUCCCCAAAUACGACAUUAAGGAUAACUCUGCAAAAACGAGCUCGGAUAAAUCAUGGUGAACGCGAGGAAAAGAGCGGAUUAAAACGCCUGCCGUAGCUAUUUGCUUUCGUCGAGUUUUUCGUCGAUCUCUUUAGGGCCGUCGUCUUUAAAGCCACUUGCGUGUGUAAUUCUUCAACAUGAUUAUAUAUAAAUGUAUAUGUAUACAUAAUCGAGUGAUUCAACGCAAAUGAAUCUUGUCGACGUCUCGAAAUAAAAACGAUUACCGAGGGAAUGCCGCGAUAUAAUUUAAAUUGGAUAAAUUA
Messenger RNA from Temnothorax curvispinosus, 1268 nucleotides. Its product is annotated as venom peptide CtAPI-like. The record is from RefSeq and is a predicted model, not a curated record. The transcript is spliced from 2 exons. Bases 644 to 985 code for a protein of 113 amino acids. Lineage: Eukaryota; Metazoa; Arthropoda; Insecta; Hymenoptera; Formicidae.